Bradysia coprophila is the source of this 1204-nucleotide messenger RNA. RefSeq names its product lipase member H-A-like. Gene Ontology annotation, biological process: lipid catabolic process. Lineage: Eukaryota; Metazoa; Arthropoda; Insecta; Diptera; Sciaridae. Gene Ontology annotation, molecular function: serine hydrolase activity; lipase activity. The record is from RefSeq and is a predicted model, not a curated record.
UUGGAGGAUUCAACCAGCGAGAGACUGAUAAAUCUUUUCCUAUAUAAAGCUGAUUAUGAGACGCGCAAAUCUGUUCAUUCGAAUUCAUUCACCAUGCAGCGCACUUGCUUUUUCUUCGCCUUACUGGUGGCCGCAGCUACGUCAAUACCAAUCUAUGAAAACGGCUCGAUUAAGUCCAACGGUACGGUGAUCGUUUCGUCUAACGACGAAGACUGGCAAUUGGUUCCAGAUACCGAUGGUAAAUUACACUUGGUCGACAUCAACAACAUCGAUUUGGCCAUUGAGCCACUGUUCAACGCUUUCAGCGAUGUUGUCUUCCAUUUGUGGACAAGAGCCAAUCCCAAUCAACCGCAAAUCGUGACAAUUAACAAUAAUGCGCAGCUCGAUGCUAGCCAUUUCAGUAUGCAACGUCAGACACGUUUCCACAUUCAUGGCUGGGGAGCGGGCGGCCCCACAUGGGGAUCAGUGAUAAGAUCGGCUUUGCUGGCGAACGUUGACUGCAAUUACUUUGUGGUUGAUUGGGGUGCAGGCUCGAAUACGAUUAAUUACAUAACCGCUCGGAAUAGAGUGAAUGAAGUUGGUCACGUCCUUGCACAAUACAUAGACUGGCUCAAUGUGCGUGGACUACCGUUUUCUGCUGUAACAAUUGUUGGAUCAAGUUUAGGUGCUCAUGUUGGUGGUGCUGCAGGCAAAAGAACAACUCGCGGUCGUAUUCAUGCGAUAGUUGGAUUAGACCCAGCUGGCCCACUUUUUUCGCUAGACAAUCCUGCUGAUCGUUUGCAUUCUACAGACGCCGAUUAUGUCGAAAGCAUAGUUACUGAUGGUGGCAGACUAGGUUUUGAGCAUCCAUUCUCUCACGCUAAUUUCUAUCCGAAUUGGGGCACAAGUCAGCCUGGAUGUGGAAAUGAUUUGGUGGGACAGUGUGGGCACUUUUUAGUAAGUGACUUUUAUGCCGCCUCCGUCAAUCCCAGAAACAUAUUCGGAGCGAUUAGAUGUCGGGAUCUGAAUGACAUCAGACAACGAAAUUGUGUCAUAAGUGGAACUAGCAGACGAAUGGGUGGGGAGCCACUACAGGACGGACCUGGAAUCAUCGGCAGUGUAUAUUUCCUGACUACAGAUGGCGUGUAUCCGUUUGCCCACGGACCGAGAUAAGUUCGGAAUUUGUUUUGCCGGGAAUAAAUGCUGGUCCGCGAUUGAGAUCAAA